UCUCGCGAUGUUUCCAUGUUCGCGUGAGGGAAAGCAGUAUGGCAGCCGUGGCGCUGAGGUCCUGCCGCAGAGGACUUUCUCAAAUCAUCAGCAAUGUCGGGGUCUCUUCUGUAUUGUCCACGCGUUUUGAAGGAGGACCCAGGCAUGUACAAUGUACCUCGGGUGUAAGACACAAGUCUACGGUUCAGUUCGCCACCCGGCCCGACCUUCCCAAGCUGGCCUACAGACGGGUGAAGGGGAAGAGCCCAGGGGUGGUGUUCCUGCCCGGGUAUGGGUCAAACAUGAACGGACAGAAGGCUGAGGCCCUGGAGGAGUUCUGCAGGUCUUUGGGACAUGCCUAUCUCAGGUUCGACUACACGGGCCACGGCGCCUCAGAGGGGGUGUUCACCGAGGGGACCAUCGGCACCUGGAAGAAAGACGUCCUGUACGUCCUGGACGAGCUGGUGGAGGGACCGCAGAUCAUGGUGGGUUCCAGUAUAGGCGGCUGGCUGAUGUUGCUGGCAGCCAUCGCCCGGCCAGAGAAGACCGCAGCUCUCGUGGGCAUCUCUACUGCGGCGGACCACCUGGUCACAGCCUUCAACACUCUUCCGCUGGAGACGCGCAAGGAGUUUGAGGAGAAAGGCGUGUGGACGGUGCCCACCCGGCACUCGGAGGACGGCGAGUACCGCUUCAACAUGGAGUUCCUGCGCGAGGCGGAGAACCACCGCGUGCUGCAGAGCCCCAUCCCGGUCACCUGCCCCAUCCGCCUGCUGCACGGCCUGAAGGACGAGGACGUGCCCUGGCACGUCUCCAUGCAGGUGGCGGAGCGUGUGCUCAGCGACGACGUGGACGUGAUCCUGCGGCGCCACGCGCAGCACCGCAUGGCCGAGAAGGACGACAUCAAGCUGAUCGUGUACACCAUCGACGACCUCAUAGACAAGCUGACCACAAUGGUCUGAGGGCUGAGGGGACAGGAAGAAUAUGAGAGCAUGGUAGUCAUACAGGAAACCCCAAAAUAUCGGCCACGACCCUGUUUCCCUUCGAGCCAAAGUGUGGACCCUUGUUCCCGCAUCAUUCACCUGUCCACGUAUUCUGUUCUUCUGUACCCAUGUCUUCCCUUUUUUUGGGGGGGGGAAGGGGGGGGGGGGGGGGUCAACCCCAAAACAUGCCAUUCGGACAGUGCAUACACUACAGUGAAGACGGGUGACCCAUCCGGCUCAUUCUCUCCAGGUCAUGUUUGCAUAGCACUUGUUCCCGUUCAGGGCCUCCUCUCAGUUCCUAGUGGAAGGCCGCUGUGAUGCUCUGCUCGGCUUGCCACUGAUUUUUCUGUUUUCUUCCUCUUGUUUGUCUUUCUCCAUUAGACAGCCUUAGUUUGUCCUGUGCCUUUUUAAUAUCCUGACACGUUGUGGCCAAUAAAGACUAUCCACAACAUUCAGCUUCUCUUCUUCAAACCAUAGUCUCCAUAGUAACUGGUGAAACUACAUACAGGCCUAAUAUGAGAGCCUCACUUGGAGAAUGGUGCCUCCUCAACCAGUUGACCCAUCAGUGUGUUGUAUACAUUGAGCCUGACAUAGCCAGGCCAACUGUGUAUCAGUCUGGAACCUCUCAAUUAAUUAUUGAUACCCGAGGGACGUUAUCAGCAGGCGCAGAAUCGCAGACCAACCUCUGGAACAACGUGGAUCAGCUGAAAACAAUCCGAGCAAUGAAACGUGGGUCACAUUAGCGUCAGCCAUCUUCGUUGUUGCUUCCAUCGGGCGCCCCCCUAUGUGCAGUCAUGGUAUCAAACCCUCGCGAAUGAGAAACUGUUC
Gadus chalcogrammus (walleye pollock) is the source of this 1787-nucleotide messenger RNA. RefSeq names its product abhydrolase domain containing 10, depalmitoylase b (gene abhd10b). Gene Ontology annotation, biological process: protein depalmitoylation. The coding region runs from base 39 to 938 and encodes 299 amino acids. Gene Ontology annotation, molecular function: hydrolase activity, hydrolyzing O-glycosyl compounds; palmitoyl-(protein) hydrolase activity. NCBI's taxonomy places the organism in Eukaryota, Metazoa, Chordata, Actinopteri, Gadiformes, Gadidae. The transcript is spliced from 5 exons. Gene Ontology annotation, cellular component: mitochondrion. The record is from RefSeq and is a predicted model, not a curated record.